GCUGGAAAGUAUUUGAUCAUCAUUGGUUUGCUCCUUCAGGGCCCCAAAAACUAAACAACUCACAGUUACCGGCACAAAUCAAGCAACAUUGCAAGAUGGUGUCAAUUCUACCAAACAUGCGGAACUCUGGACAGGACACAGUUCUCCAGCAAGCUGAGCAGAUUUGGUCAAUGCUUGAUGACAUGGUUCAAAGUGACCCAACAGCUUAUAAAAAGUUUAUUGAGAAUCAGAUGAAGGAUGCUCAUAAGUUUUUAGAAGAAAACGGUACUCAACCAGAAUUCGGCUUAAAGGUUAAAUUAAAAGACGAUGACGACUAUUUGUUUCUGGAAAUCUAUUCAUCUCUUUUGGUUCCGGCACCAAACUUUGGAGAAAACAUUGCAGAGAUUCCUUUGUUCAUCCAAAUUGAAGAAAAUUCAGAACAUUCCAACAAACCUAAUAAGCCUCAUAUUUUAGUUGCCCUGAAUCCUCUUCUGACCAGCAAACUGGCACCAAACGGAUCCCUUUUAAAGGAGCAGCAGAAUUUGGUAGAGUAUCUAUUAGAGAACAUCCAGGCACAAAUACCUUUCUCUCUGGUUACAAGUGAUUUUUCAUUCUUUGACAAAAAGGAAUGCAAAGGUGAUAUUAAAAGAUUUCUGCAGUCUUUGAAUACAGAAGUCUGUAAGAGAAAGCAAAACACAGUUCCUGACAUAAAUGGAAAUGCCAUUAAUAGUAACCUGGAUAGUAUUAAGCUACCACAACAGAGUGAGAAGCUAGAAAGUUCACCGUUACUUAAUCUGUCCAAGGAACGACUCCAGACAGAAAGAAAACCAAAGUUAAUUGAAGAAUUACCAGUUAAGGAACCAAGGAUUGAGGAUAGUUUUGAUAGAGCAGACCAGUGA
This is a messenger RNA of Octopus sinensis (East Asian common octopus), 878 nucleotides long. Its product is annotated as PIH1 domain-containing protein 2. NCBI's taxonomy places the organism in Eukaryota, Metazoa, Mollusca, Cephalopoda, Octopoda, Octopodidae. The coding region runs from base 96 to 878 and encodes 260 amino acids. The record is from RefSeq and is a predicted model, not a curated record. The transcript is spliced from 5 exons.